CUCCCAAAGCCAUGUGAUGGACAGUUGUCCAUCACAACCCCACUCCUCCUCCCCUCCCAUCCAUCAUAUUAAAGCCCCAUUUCCCCCUUUGUGGUCUCAGUUUCCUCCACCUGAUCCCUCAAAUCCUCACACUCUGGGAUGGACUGCAGUGAUUACGAGCUGGAUACCCUGGAGGUCCCUCCUCUCACCCCGACCAGUAAAGAGGUCCUCAGCCAGGCGGUGAAGGCCAGUUUUGCUGGAUUUUCCCAGGAGAGAAUCAACCAUCACUUCCCACAAGAUCCUACCUUGUGGUCUGAGUGGGAGGUGAACUACUGGCUGGACUGGUGCCAAAAUGAGUUUGGUCUCCACUGCCUGGGUUCAGACCUGAGAGGCCUUCAGGGCAGUGAGCUGUGUGGCCUGGAAAGAGAUGCUUUCCUGAGCCUCAUGUCCGACUGCACCGCAGGAGAGAUCCUGUGGGAGCAUCUGGAGACCAUGAGGAGAGAGGAUGAAUCCGACUGCACCAUACCAUCUUACUGCCAACUUCUAAUCCACAAAGACCGCAGCUCAGACUAUGCUCUGGAAAAUACAGACAAACACAGUUUCCAUGUUCAGUAUUAUCCUACUGAGAGGCCGGACCUUCUCACUCUGCGUCCUGUGACCUUUGAACAUUCGGACUGCUUUCUGAUAAAGACAGAAGAUCCCAGUAGGAACAUGGCCGCUGCUGCUGCGCAGCAUGAAUCAGGAGGGGCCAGAGAGACAGACUCAGAAGCAGACAUGGCUCACAGUGACGACACAGAGAUUGUGGGCUCUUUAUCCUGGACCGCUCCGCUCCAGGAUCUAGAGCAAAUGACGGAGGAGACCAUGUCUGGGGACGUCUUCACCUUACCACUCCAACACAAGAGCUUCAGAGAAUAUGUCGGCACCAAAACAGAUCUGGGCAGUGCCGUGAUACCAGCAGCUAUCCUUGCUGGAUACACCGGAAGUGGUCCCAUUCAACUGUGGCAGUUUCUGCUAGAGCUUCUCACGGACCGCAGCUGUCAGUCGUGCAUCAGCUGGACAGGAGAUGGAUGGGAGUUCAAGCUGACAGACCCUGAUGAGGUGGCCCUGCUGUGGGGUCAGAGAAAGAACAAACCCAAGAUGAACUACGAGAAGCUGAGUCGCGGCCUGCGAUACUACUACGACAAGAACAUCAUCCGCAAGACAGCCGGCAAACGCUACGUCUACCGCUUUGUCUGCAACCUGCAAGGCCUGCUGGGGUAUGAGCCCGAGGAGCUUCACGCCAUGUUGGACAUUGGUAACAAGAAUCGCUAGCGAACUCAAUUAACAGUAGCAACAAAGGGACACUUUUUAUAUGAGAUUCUUCAGUUUAUCAUUUUUUACCAGUUUACUUUUGUUCAUGAGAACAGAGCAUCAGAGGCUUAGAGGAUGAUGCUAAGUGAGUGUGGGUGGAUGUAACCGUUCUCUCUUAAUACAAGUUCAGAGUCUUAAUGGAUGACUGGUUGUACUUUAUCUAGAUUAUAAUUACAGUCUAACAAUAAGAUAAAGCAAAUAAAGCCACGUCAUUCACUCCUCUGAGAAUUUAAGACUGGUGGGGUUGGUUUCCCAAUAUACCACCAAUAUAAGCCACCAGUUGUGACCUUUAUUUAUUUAUUUAUUAGUCCACCUCACUGAUCCAGGCCAAGAGAAUCCCUGCAAAGAAGUGUUUUUAUCAGAGAUCAUCUGUGGCCGGACUAAUGCAUCCUAAUUGAUGUAUUCACGCUCGCUCAGCCUUUCACUUCACCUCGGAUGUGAAGUAUGCUGUGUGUGUGGGUGACUAGAAUAGUCAGCUCCUGCAGUGAGAUCAAGCGCCCAGAUCUCCCACCUCACAAGGCUUGUUUAUGGAUCUAUGGCCCUCUUAAUUCCUAAUACACCAGGGGAUCCAUUUCUGCUUCUGUUGAUUUAAGCCUGAAUCUUUUCAGUCGGACCCGGCAAAGCAUGUUUAUGGUGUAUCCUCACAUAAGUACAACACACAAUUUGUGACAGAACGGAAAAGGUUUUCAUCUACUUAUGUAUCAGUGUUUUCUUUUUUUUUAAUACUAAGACAACCCCAGUAUAAUGGAAAAAUAAAAGGUCCACUAUAGAAUAUCCAGUUUAGUGUGAAACUUCUCUGAAUAAAUCUUACAAACCUGACAUUGUAGUUUUCUGUUGACUAAAUGUAUUUUAAUUAUUUAAGCCGAAUGUAUACCAUAAUUCCAUUGUGUCGAAGCCUACUGACAUCACUCUGUGGGGGGCAGAUUCAAUCAAAUGUUACUACUGUUAAAUGUAAAACAAUUAGAUGGAACGUAGAGUAGCGCCUGUUCUCUGAGUUUGGCCCGGGUUUAACAGUCUUUUCAGCUCCAUUUGGCUACAGUACCAGGGAGCUCACAUAAUACCACAUGCAUUAGAACACAGGCCACUGCAUAACAAACUGAAAAUGGCACCUAGUAUUUUAUGAGCCAAUUAUUAACGCUUUAUUUUUUUUAUGGUCACCAAUACUGUGCAU
Molecule: messenger RNA, 2500 nt
Organism: Pungitius pungitius (ninespine stickleback)
Lineage: Eukaryota; Metazoa; Chordata; Actinopteri; Perciformes; Gasterosteidae
Product: protein c-ets-1-B-like
Exons: 8
Coding region: 139-1290 (383 amino acids)
Biological process (GO): regulation of transcription by RNA polymerase II; cell differentiation
Cellular component (GO): nucleus
Molecular function (GO): DNA-binding transcription factor activity, RNA polymerase II-specific; sequence-specific DNA binding
Source: RefSeq, a predicted model, not a curated record